Malassezia pachydermatis is the source of this 1035-nucleotide messenger RNA. RefSeq lists its product as hypothetical. The record is from RefSeq and is a predicted model, not a curated record. The coding region runs from base 1 to 1035 and encodes 344 amino acids. NCBI's taxonomy places the organism in Eukaryota, Fungi, Basidiomycota, Malasseziomycetes, Malasseziales, Malasseziaceae. The transcript has a single exon.
AUGGAAGUGUGUGGCGCUUCGAUGGGCACGGACUCCAAACGCUCCGCGACCGAGCCGCUGGCGUGCACGCCCGCCUGCAAAAUAGCCCAGCGCAAUGCCCGCUUCGCGAGCGCGCUAGGUCUUGACUCGAAGCUCACACAAGCCACCUCAGCUUCUGUGACCUAUGCGCCAUCCCUGGUACAGUAUGUGGGCGAAGAUACUCGCGGAGCCAAGGCCGUGCAAGAUGUGCUGAAUGAUUUUGUACAGUCGCCGCGCGCUGCUGCGCAACUUCGGGCGAUGCUCACCUCGUACAGUUUACGCCGUGGUUGUGAACCUGUGCGUGUCCAUGGCGCGCUCCUUACGUUUGCCGAGCAGUUGGCCACUGCCUACCAACUGGACGUGGAAAAAUGCACGCCCGAAGGUCUGCAGCGGAUCGGUCCUACGCCUCCGAAUGGCCGCGAUGCCGAUAUACGUGUGCGACGUACACGUACUACUCGUCUUCCUGCGGUCUUACUCACCGACUAUGUGUUGACGGCCCCUACGCGUGCGUCUGUACCUCCCUCGACCGCGCCCAAACCUGCGGCUUCGACAGCUGCCAUGCCGCGGGCGAAUGCGCUCGUGUUGGAGAUGCUGCCCGCUUCGUUGCGAGACGAGCCAGCGGUCCUGCAAACGGCGCUUGCACCGUGCUUGCAAAAUGGCCGUCGGUCUUGGCACAUUCAGCCCUCAUCGGCAUGGGUCCUGCUUACGCAGAUCCAGUUGGAGCCGUUGAGUCUGGCAGCCAUUGCCAGCCGUCCGAUCCCAUCGGGUACGGAGCGAUUCUUGCCGAUGGAGCGCCGCUUGGUCUGGCUAGCGCAGGAUGUGCAAGCGGCGUUGAUGGCCGCCGGGGCCUCUACAACCACGGUCCGGCUGGGCCAUGUCGAGGCUGGCCAACUCACGUCUAUGUGGCAUGACGGCCGCUGGUCCACGCCUCGUCCGCCACCCACUCCUACGAACAUGCCUACCAACUCCAACGAUCACGAUUUGGCUACGACAACCUCAUCAGCUCUGCAUCUUUAG